AUGAGGUCGGGGGAGGCGGGCGAGGGCUCGGAGCUGGCGGAGUUCGGUGCGCGCUGGCCGCCGCCCUACUCGCAGGGCUACGGCUGGGCGCGCUCCGCGACCCCGCAGCACCCGCCCGCGCACCACCUCGCGCGCCACUCGCGCUCCCAGCAGUGGUUGCAGGACAACCGGCACACGAGCUACGAGGCGGAGGAUGCAAGGGCGCGUGCGCGUGGCGGAGUGUACUACUCACCACCAGGGACGUCUUACACCAUUGUAGAACGGCCGGCCUCGUCGCAUGGUCACCACGCGCCCUACUCACAUCACCAAUAUCCGGGAAAACUCUCGCGCGCAGCAUAUUUAGGUUCCUCCACAAUCCCAAACAGUGCAGGCGCAACAAGCUUAAGGAACAGCACAAACCACUUAAGCGCAACAAAUGGCAAGAAGCGGCCCAUUUCACCUGAACAGGUGCUCCGUCUGUUCGGGCAGGGAGGUGCUGCAGCGCUGGGCAAGGCGCUGCCGCCGUCGCAUCCACCAGCACCAGUGCCUGCUCCAUUGCCGGCUAGGCGGCACUCGCCUGCGAGCAGCCCUAGUAGCACAACGCAUCAUGCGAUAUACCGUGGCGGCGAGCGGGAGAGGCCGUACUCGUCGGGAGGAGCGCCGCCGCCGCCGGCUGAGCCCGCCACGCGCACCGUCACCAUGAGCCGCGACCCAGCUGAUUCCCAUGGCUUCGGCAUAUGCGUCAAAGGCGGAAAAGAAGCAGGAGUCGGAGUGUACAUAUCGCGGGUGGAAGAAGGGUCUGUCGCGGAGCGUGCGGGUCUUCGCCCAGGGGACUCCAUCUUACAGGUCAACGGUACGCCAUUUUCCGGGAUAUCCCACGAGGACGCGUUAAAGAUGCUGAAAUCGUGCCGCCAGCUGACGAUGACGGUGCGGACGGCCGGCGCACUGGUGGGCCGUGCGUCGUGUUCGUGGAUGGAUCGUUACGGGAGACCCGCCUCGCCGCCACCACAGCGCCCAAUCCGCUCUGCAAGCAAGGACCGCUCUAUACGCAGGGUGGACUUGUGUAUUGAGCCAGGACAGUCUUUAGGCUUGAUGAUCAGAGGUGGUCUGGAGUACAACCUUGGCAUCUACAUCACGGGAGUCGACAAGGACUCCGUAGCAGACCGAGCAGGGCUUAUGGUAGGAGAUCAGAUCCUGGAGGUGAACGGUCAGUCGUUCGUGGAUGUGACGCACGAUGAAGCGGUCGCGCAGCUGAAAUAUCACAAGCGUAUGUCGCUUCUUGUACGCGACGUGGGCAAGGUGCCGCACGCGUGCACAGCAUAUGGAGAACGCGAUGCAGCCCCCAGAAUAAGCGGCUGGGGCAAGAGGCGUGGAGCAGCCGCGGUGGCAGUGGAGCAGAAGGCGAAGUCACUGAUACCACCAAGUGAUCUCCCGGCACUGGCCUACUAUAUGGAGGAGUAUGCGGCACGUCGACUAACGCCUGACGCCUUCCUCACAGUCCUGCGGGAUUUGCUCGACACACCACAGAAAUAUACUCUCCUUACCGAAAUUCGGGAGUUCAUGUUACCUGAAGAUCGACCAAGGUUCGACGAAUUAGUAUACCGUCGGAACGAAGAAGCAGCUGAACAUCAUAUUAAGCGCGGAGGAGAGCGGCAUAUGCUGCCAUCGUCCACCAUGCACGACUUGCACGACCCGGAGGGGCCACCGGAGGCACCGCUAAUAGUGGACCACCGCUCUCCUUCCGAGGACUCCGGUCUGGGUCUACCACCGCACGACCACGCCUACAGGAGCGGCAGGACGUGGAGGGCGACCGACGCGCCACCGCCUGAAGACGACCUGGACCCACCGCACGAGGAAUACGAAGAAGAGGGUCGUCGGUCGAGGAGACAUUCUUCUCCAUGCAACUCCAAAGAGGGCAGCACCACCGCUUUACAUACACAACACUACGAUGAUACGUGCGGCUAUCUCGAGGGCCUGCGCUCAUCACUCGGUGGCUGGACGCAGAAAGUAAAGUCGUGGUACUGGGGAAGACCUCUAGAGUUGGCACAUAAGUUGUCCCGAAGCUUUGACAUGAAGGAAGAAGGUGGAGCACUGCUGGACGAGCGAGGAGGCAUUCGGCGGCACCAAUCGAUGCAACGCCUCCAGCACGGUGAGACGCAACUCGACGAGAAUCGGGCAGCGAGGGUAGUACCUGACCACCAUGGCAACCUGCACAUCACCGUUAAGAAGACCAAACCCAUACUUGGAAUCGCCAUUGAAGGUGGCGCCAAUACAAAGCAUCCGCUGCCGAGAAUAAUCAAUAUACAUGAGCAUGGUGCGGCUUACGAAGCUGGCGGAUUGGAGGUGGGCCAACUUAUCCUGGCUGUGGAUGGGCAUCGAGUGGAAGGCAUGCAACAUCAGGACGUCGCGCGACUUAUCGCGGAGUCUUUCGCUCAGAGAGAUAAACCGGAAAUCGAGUUUCUGGUCGUCGAAGCGAAAAAGUCCAACUUGGAGCCAAAGCCAACCGCGCUGAUUUUUUUGGAGGCCUAA
Parnassius mnemosyne (clouded apollo) is the source of this 2508-nucleotide messenger RNA. NCBI's taxonomy places the organism in Eukaryota, Metazoa, Arthropoda, Insecta, Lepidoptera, Papilionidae. The record is from the annotation of a GenBank genome assembly.